Molecule: messenger RNA, 1584 nt
Organism: Epinephelus fuscoguttatus (brown-marbled grouper)
Lineage: Eukaryota; Metazoa; Chordata; Actinopteri; Perciformes; Serranidae
Product: zinc finger protein ZFP2-like
Exons: 4
Coding region: 340-1515 (391 amino acids)
Biological process (GO): regulation of transcription by RNA polymerase II
Cellular component (GO): transcription regulator complex; PcG protein complex
Molecular function (GO): RNA polymerase II cis-regulatory region sequence-specific DNA binding; DNA-binding transcription factor activity, RNA polymerase II-specific
Source: RefSeq, a predicted model, not a curated record
AGACGAUUAACAAAACACCUCAGGAGAUUUGGGAGAAUUUCACACAACGUCGACUUUGAAACUGAAGUCAGUAUGAAGCUGUGUUAAUAUUACGGCUCGAUAUUGUAGUUUUGUGUUCGGUUGCAAUGCUUCCUCCCGGCCGGCAGAUGGGACUACUGCAUCCGUUUUCACCACUUGAGUUUUGAAGAGACACUCACGCGUAUCUCGAAGGCAUGCACACACACCUCUUCUCGUGUAUAUCGUUGUAACUACAUUUUUACAGUGAACAUUAAGAGACCUUUUGACUGUAACGGUAACUCGUGCGCGUGCGACUGGCGCCCAAUAAGAGAGCUGAACACCAUGUCGACAGUCUUCUCUUUCCAGACACAGCUCGUCUCCAUCAUGGACGCGUUAUCCAAAACAGCUGUGAUGGAAAUAAGCAAACUGGUCGAGAUCGAGUCGAAGAUGCUGAAAAUUGAGAUAACUCGAGGGCGGAACGAGAUCGCCUCGCUCACAGAGAAGCUGCAGCUGAUGGAGAAAUUGCUGUACAUCGCACAGGGAGGCAGGCAGGACGCAGCAGCAGCAGCAUGCUCAGCGGUGAGGGAUGGGUCAGAGGACGGGAUACUGGAGCCUGACAGGGCAAGACCUGCCAUAAAGAGUGAAAGUCCAUGGGAGAGCAUAAGUUCCUCCACUGAGAUGAACAAAUGGCAUCAUCCUCAAGGUGAAGAGCAUGUCAUAGCUGAGAUGCCGAACCCAGUGAAAGAUCAGCCUGAACUGAUCGUGGUAAAGGAAGAGCCUUCAGAGGCGGACAACAGAGACUGUGACCAAGAGAGGACAAGUGAAAACAGAAGGGAAUCUUUCCCAGACACACGGCAGAGUCCAGAAGUGAUGCAGUGUCCCAAAUCCAUCGCAGAACGUCAGCAGCCUCUGUUUACCGACCGCUUUGUGACCAUGAGCGCCCAGCUGUCUCUUGCUGGACCGGGCAGGAGGGAAACACAGUGGAAUCCUCAGCUCACACCUGCACACACAACACUAGUGGCUGGGAAAAGCUUGGCUCAGAACGUCGCCUCCCAAAGCUUAAGCGUGCUCAGGAACAUGAAGCUUCACAACUUGAGGAACUCAGGUGCCAAGAGGUUCGGUUGCUUGCAGUGCGGCAAGAGCUUCAGAUGCUUCAGCCAGCUCGAAAUACACCAGAGGAGUCACACGGGAGAGAAACCGUUCAGGUGCACGCUGUGCGGAAAGAGAUACGCACAAAAAGGGCAUCUGUACACACACCAGCGCACACACACUGGGGAGAAGCCCUACCGCUGCCCUAUUUGUGGAAAGGGCUUCAUUCAGAAAUGUACUCUUGAUAUGCAUCAGCGUACACACACCGGAGAAAAACCUUUUGUUUGUAUCAAAUGUGGCAAAGGCUUUACAAAGAACUGUAAUCUGAAGAAACACCUGGCAGUACAUCUAGACCCCAGUCUGAACAUGUACGGGAGUGAAUCCAGUGUGCCGACAUUUAGUGGGACGUUCAUAAAUGGAACCACCUAAAACAGCCAGUCAAAUGUAACCUACUGCUGUUUGAAAUAUUUUGUGCAUAAUAAACUUAUCUUUGCUCCA